Moesziomyces antarcticus is the source of this 723-nucleotide messenger RNA. RefSeq lists its product as uncharacterized. NCBI's taxonomy places the organism in Eukaryota, Fungi, Basidiomycota, Ustilaginomycetes, Ustilaginales, Ustilaginaceae. The transcript has a single exon. The coding region runs from base 1 to 723 and encodes 240 amino acids. The record is from RefSeq and is a predicted model, not a curated record.
AUGACUGAGGCGAUGCCCAACGCAGCUGCUUCGAGCGCCUUUGACGUCGACCUGCCGUUCACGAGCUACUCGGCCUCGCACCCGUUGCACUUUGACUCGCAUCCCUCUCGCGCCAUCGAAGGGUUUUGGUACAUUGUCGGAUCCUCGCUGCCGCUUUGGAAGCCCAAGAAGAACGUCGUCAUCCGCUACAUCCCGACCGCCGCCGCUUCUGGCGCAAGUGAGGUCAAGUUCACCGACGAGAUCCGCUCCGAAGCGCGGUCGAAGCCCGCCUCGACGCCUGUAGCAGCCACCGAGCUCGAGGCCAAGUGGAAAGCGGAGGAAGGAUUGACGAACAAGCUGUUUGGCAUCAAGGGCACCAAUGUGCUACAGAAAGAUGCCAAGAACGGAGCGAGCUUCCAGUGGACGGGCAAUGGGCUGCUCAAGUUCUUUCACUCUAAGUGGCAGGUGAUUGGGUACGGACCCUACGACCUUACCGACACCUCGCGCACAAAGUUUGACUGGGUCGUGACGUAUUUUGAAAAGACGCCAGCGACUCCGGCGGGUAUCGAUCUGUAUGUGCGCGAUCCAAGGGAUAUGCCCAAGGCAACCUACACCGCCAUCGUCGAGUACAUGAAGGCUCUCGCACCGCAGUAUGCUGCCGAUGCGGAUCCUAAGCGCAAGCAGCUCGCUCAGGACCUCGCCAAACUCGCAGAAGAGUUCUUCGAUAUCCCCCACGACAUCUAA